UCAUUCCCCCGCUGCAUUUCUUUCGAUUUUUCUUCACAGCGUUGUGUUUUCCUUGGCUUUCGCGUUCUCCUCCUCCAGCAACAAGGAGGGAUAACUCGCCUGUUCUUGGCGUCUCCUCUCUCCCGGAUACCGGCUUGGGCUUCCGGAGCAAAGCCAUGCCCGGCGUCUCCUCCAUUGUGCCCUGCUGUCGGGUGGGUCGGCGAUCCUCGGGGUGCAAAGAGGCUGGGGGGGGGGGGUGUGUCUGUGCAUCCCUCCCCUUCCUCGCAGCCUCGGAAGACGUUUCUCUCCGGGCAAGCUCAGCAGAGGCAGCUCCAGGCUCGGCCGACAGCGAGUCCUGAGCCGGCAGCUCCAGGGGAUUUGUCAGGAGCCCUGAGAGAGGAAGGGAGGGAGAAACCCUCCGUCCCCCCGUGCUUUUCCCCGUCAUGGAGCCGUGGGUGAUGCUGGACCCGCGGCAGAAAGCCCUGUACCGGGACGUGAUGCAGGAGAGCUACGAAACGCUGAUGUCCCUUGCAGCACAGGGGCUGGUGAGUGAAAAAGCAGCGGAGGAAGGAGCGGCGGCGGAGAGCUGCGAGGAGCUCGAAGCCCGCUCGUCCCGCAGCCCCGAGAGGGAAAAGAUCCUCGGCUCGAACAGACGGAAAACGAAGCGCCCGGAUAAAGCCGUGCCGCACGGCGCUGCCAAGAUGCCCAAAGGCGCGCCCGUCCCCAAAAUGGACUGUGCCAAACCCCUCCGUGGGGCGGCCAGCAAAGGACCGGCACGGGAGCGGCCGUUCGGCUGCGCCGACUGCGGCAAAAGCUUCCCCUGGGCAUCGCAUUUGGAGCGGCACCGGCGGGUGCACACCGGCGAGCGGCCUUUCGGCUGCCCGGAGUGCGGCGAGACUUACAGCCAGAGCUCCCACCUCCUCCAGCAUCGCCGGACCCACGCCAGCGACCGGCCCCACAAAUGCGGCGACUGCGGCAAGCGUUUCGCCGGCGCCGCCGAGCUGGCGGCCCACGGCCGGGGCCACGCCGCCGAGAAACCCCACAAAUGCGGCGACUGCGGCAAGGGUUUCGUUUGGGCGUCCCACCUCGCCCGGCACCAGCGGGUCCACACCGGCGAGAAGCCUUACCGGUGCGCCGAGUGCGGCGAAGCCUUCAGCCAAGGUUCCCACCUCGCCAAGCAUCGCCGGAGCCACACCGGCGAGCGGCCCCACCGCUGCCCGGCUUGCGGCAAGACCUUCUGCCAAAGCUCCGACCUGGCCCGUCACCGCCGCACCCAUUUAGGCAAGAAAGCCCUGCGCUGCGGCGAUUGCGGCAAGCUUUUCCGAGCCGGGCCGGCCCUGGCUCGCCAUCAACGGGGUCACCGGAGGGAACGUGCCCACCGCUGCGCCGACUGCGGGAAGGGUUUCGUCUGGGCGUCCCACUUGGAGCGGCACCGGCGGGUGCACACGGGCGAGCGCCCCUUUCCCUGCGGCAGCUGCGGCGAGCGCUUUGCCCAAAAAGCUCACCUCCUCCAGCACCGCAAGACCCACUCCGCCGACCGGCCUUACAAAUGCGGCGACUGCGGCAAGCGUUUCGGCGAGGCUCCCCCUUUCCUCGCCCACCAGCGGGGCCACGCCGCCCAAAAAAGCUACACCUGCGGCGAGUGCGGCAAAGGCUUCGCCUGGGCGUCCCACCUCGAGCGGCAUCGCCGCGUCCACACCGGCGAGAAGCCCUACGAGUGCCCCGAGUGCGGCGAAGCCUUCAGCCAGAGCUCCCACCUCACCAAACACCGCCGGAGCCACCUCCCCAAAGCCGCUUUCCCCUUCGCCCCCCCAACAACCGUUGCCCUCCGCCACGACCCGGCUGGCGGCGGGGGACGAGCCCCGCGGGGCCGUGGGGUUGGUGAAACCACCCGGAGCCCGCGGCGGUGAGGAGCCUCGAAGGACCGAAACGCCCCCUCGGAUGGGGAGGAAGGAUUGUGCUCAAGGGGAAAACGGGGCCUGGGGACACUCAAAGGACACCAAGUGACAUUUAAGAGGGUGGAGGGUGGCGUUGGGGUGGGCGACGGGGCUGCUCCAGGGGGGGGAUUUAUCCGUCCCGUGCCCUGCUGUGACGUGGACGCUGGAAAAUGGGCGUCUCGGGGCGGGGAAUGAGCCUCUCCCCGAGGGAAUCGGCGCUUUUCUCCACCGGGACUGGGUGUGGGGGGGGUAACGCGGGGCUGGUUCUGGUGCCAAACCGCGGGGGGGUCGUUUCGUGCCCGCUCGUGGCUGCCGGCGAAGAUCCCGAAGGCGAGAUACCGGGGGAGCAGCGCGGGAGGUGCCGCCGUGGGGUGAGGAAUAAAAAAAAAAAAGAGAAAAAAAAAAAAAAAAAAAGAGAAAAAAAAAAAAAAGGACAACCCCCCCUCUGUAAAUCCACCCCCAGCCCCGCAGCCGCCUGUGUCUGCCGCUUCUCACGCGCCGAGCCAGGGCUCCGCCGCUUUUCCCCGCUCCUGGUGGGAAACGCCGCGAGCGUCUCCUCCCUCUUUCCAAAGACAAAAUCCACGCCGAGGGAUUUUUCUUUUUCGUGGAA
Messenger RNA from Tyto alba (common barn owl), 2526 nucleotides. RefSeq names its product zinc finger protein CKR1-like. Lineage: Eukaryota; Metazoa; Chordata; Aves; Strigiformes; Tytonidae. Gene Ontology annotation, biological process: regulation of transcription by RNA polymerase II. The transcript is spliced from 4 exons. Gene Ontology annotation, molecular function: RNA polymerase II cis-regulatory region sequence-specific DNA binding; DNA-binding transcription factor activity, RNA polymerase II-specific. The record is from RefSeq and is a predicted model, not a curated record. Bases 423 to 1889 code for a protein of 488 amino acids.